AUGGAUUUUCGAGACUUGAAUCCUUUUAACAUUUUUUUAAGUACGCUUUCGGCGAAUUUUUUACCGAUGUCGAACAAAGAAACGAAAUUACCCAUCUUUUUCAAAAUCUACUCGAUCAUCGUUUGGUUAAUAGAAUUGACAUAUUUUGUGGCUUGUGUUGUCGGAAUUUUGACUGCAUCGAGGGAAAAAGCAUUGAAGGAUGGAACGGUAAACCUUGUGAUCGCGAUAGAAGCGCUCGUGCUAAUGAUUUAUAUGCAUAAUCGUAAGAACGUACUACGUGGAUUAAUUGGAAAAUUAAACCAUCUCAUCGAAGGCAAUAAAAUACUUCAGAAUAUGAUAGUUAGCGCACUGGAACCAAUGGAGAAGCCGCUGAAAAUUUAUACGGUUGCUAGUGUUGGUUCGCUCGCUCUUUGGAUAUUAUUGCCGCUUAUCGAAGUUUUUCGGAAGAACGAGUUCCAUUAUUCGGAUUAUCGAGUGCCAUCCAUUCUAUCCAAAGAACCUUUCCCACUCAGCGUUUUCGUUGGCGGUGUCAUCUUCCAGGUCGCCGGUGGUACAUUCACGCUAAUCAGAAAGAUUAGUUUAGAUAUCUACACAAUGCACAUUAUUUUGUUAACGACGGUUCAAUACAAGUAUCUUCGAAUGAAAUUUGCGACGAUAUUCGAACAGAAAGCCGAAACUUUAAACGGUUCGUACAACGAUAUUACCCGGCAGAAUGUCUCGUUUAGGAACAAAAGGACGAUCCAGGAAAUGAGACUGUUGACCCGCCAUUACGAAACUGUAGUUGAGAUUGCUGUUACCUUGAAGAAAUUGCUUUUUCUAAACGUCGGAGUUCAUUACAUAAACAACGUUUUCCGGUUCUGCUUUCUAAGUUUUAUGUUCGUAAUGAGUACUAAUGUGUUUUCCGAAAAAUGUUUAGUUAUGUUGUAUACAAUUGGUGCGCUGAUACAAUUUUAUAUAUUGUGCUAUUGUAUCCAAGAGCUACUCGACGCGAGCAACGCUGUAGCCGACGAUGUAAUAUAUGAAAAGUGGUAUUUGCACGACGUACCACUGCAACGUGCAGUUCUUAUGAUAAUUUCUGCCAACAAACUAGAGUGCAAAUUAUCCAACUCUCGACACAUUGAUUUAACUUUGUCGUCAUUCAUGUCGAUCCUAAAUCAAGCAUAUUCCGUAUGCUUAUUGUUUCUUAAAUCAAGGCCUGAUUAAAAUUUAAUAUUAUAACGUUAUGCAACGUAACAUAUCUUAAUCGUUAAUUAAUCUCUACAAUAUAAUUAAAUAUAGCAUCGUAAAUAAAGUAUUUAUUUAAUUACAAUGUAACGUCAACGUUUGAAGAAUAUGAUUACAUUUUAUGCGAUAAAACAAUUAAUAUGGCCAUAAAAAUAAAGAUGGAAAUUAAAAAUGUAUUACAUUUCUGCAAUAACUACAAUGAUUCGUUUAAUUUCGAUUUCAUGAUAACUGGUACUCACAAAUUGGAUUACCGCGAACAGUUUCUCGCUUCUGUUAACCAUUAAAUAACAGAAACGAUCGGCAAAAACCAAGUACACGUACAAUACUCAUUCGCGAUAAUCUUUC
Messenger RNA from Bombus pascuorum, 1569 nucleotides. RefSeq lists its product as uncharacterized. NCBI's taxonomy places the organism in Eukaryota, Metazoa, Arthropoda, Insecta, Hymenoptera, Apidae. The transcript has 5 exons. The record is from RefSeq and is a predicted model, not a curated record. The coding region runs from base 1 to 1203 and encodes 400 amino acids. Gene Ontology annotation, molecular function: olfactory receptor activity; odorant binding. Gene Ontology annotation, cellular component: plasma membrane. Gene Ontology annotation, biological process: detection of chemical stimulus involved in sensory perception of smell; sensory perception of smell.